Messenger RNA from Cynocephalus volans (Philippine flying lemur), 1851 nucleotides. RefSeq names its product homeodomain interacting protein kinase 4 (gene HIPK4). Gene Ontology annotation, biological process: peptidyl-threonine phosphorylation; peptidyl-serine phosphorylation. Gene Ontology annotation, molecular function: protein tyrosine kinase activity; protein serine/threonine kinase activity; ATP binding. Bases 1 to 1851 code for a protein of 616 amino acids. The transcript is spliced from 4 exons. NCBI's taxonomy places the organism in Eukaryota, Metazoa, Chordata, Mammalia, Dermoptera, Cynocephalidae. The record is from RefSeq and is a predicted model, not a curated record. Gene Ontology annotation, cellular component: cytoplasm; nucleus.
AUGGGCACCAUCCAGUCGGAGACCGACUGUUAUGACAUCAUUGAGGUGCUGGGCAAGGGCACCUUCGGGGAGGUGGCCAAGGGCUGGCGACGAAGCACAGGCGAGAUGGUGGCCAUCAAGAUCCUCAAGAAUGACGCCUACCGCAACCGCAUUAUCAAGAAUGAACUAAAGCUGCUGCGCUGCAUGAGGGGCCUGGACCCAGAGGAGGCCCACGUUAUCCGCUUCUUGGAGUUCUUCCAUGAUGCUCUCAAGUUCUACCUGGUCUUUGAGCUGCUAGAGCAAAACCUUUUCGAGUUCCAGAAGGAGAACAACUUUGCGCCCCUCCCUGCCCGCCACAUCCGUACAGUCACCCUGCAGGUGCUCAGAGCCCUGGCCCGGCUCAAGGAGCUGGCCAUCAUCCACGCCGAUCUCAAGCCUGAGAACAUCAUGCUGGUGGACCAGACUCGCUGCCCCUUCAGGGUCAAGGUGAUCGACUUCGGCUCGGCCAGCAUUUUCAGCGAGGUGCGCUACGUGAAGGAGCCAUACAUCCAGUCGCGCUUCUACCGGGCCCCCGAGAUUCUGCUGGGGCUGCCCUUCUGUGAGAAGGUGGAUGUGUGGUCACUGGGCUGUGUCAUGGCUGAGCUGCACCUGGGCUGGCCCCUCUACCCGGGUAACAACGAGUACGACCAAGUGCGCUAUAUCUGUGAGACCCAGGGCCUGCCCAAGCCCCAUCUGCUGCAUGCUGCCCGCAAGGCCCACCACUUCUUCAAGCGCAACCUCCACCCUGAUGCCACCAACCCCUGGCAGCUCAAGUCCUCGGCUGACUACCUGGCUGAGACCAAGGUGUGUCCACUGGAGCGCCGCAAGUACAUGCUCAAGUCAUUGGACCAGAUCGAGACAGUGAAUGGCGGUGGAGGAGCCAGUCGGCUGAGCUACUCGGACCGGGAGGUAAUGGCCGAGCAUGCUGACCUCAAGAGCAUGGUAGAGCUGAUCAAGCGCAUGCUGACAUGGGAGUCGCAUGAACGCAUCAGCCCCAGCGCAGCCCUGCGCCACCCCUUCGUGUCCAUGCAGCAGCUGCGCAGCGCCCACGAGACCACUCACUACUACCAGCUCUCUCUGCAUGGCUGCCGCCUCUCGCUGCAGGUGCAGAGCAAGCCACCCGCACCCGUUGUGACUGCCACAGAAGAUGGGCCCCCUUACUACCGUCUGGCUGAGGAGGAGGAGGCGAUGGGCAUAGGCAGUGUGGCAGGCAGAGGGCCCUUCUUCCAAGAGGAGAAGGUGCCAGGCAUGCAAAGAGCCAUCGACCAGCUGGAUGACCUGAGUCUGCAGGAGGCAGGCCAUGGGCUGUGGGGUGAGACUCGCGCUGAUGUGGCCUCUAACACGCUGGCACCACUCAAGGCAGCCACUUCUGGCCUCCGGGUACCUGACCUGGGCCCUGAGCCCAUUCUGGCUUUCUAUGGCAGCCGCCUGUCUGGCCGCUACAAGGCCCGCAAGCCACCCUCAGGCUCCAAGUCUGACUCCAACUUCAGCAACCUCAUCCGGCUGAGUCAGGCCUCACCUGAGGAUGAUGGUCCCCGCCGGGACAGUGGCUGGGAGGAAGGAGAGCGCUGCAGGGCCUCUGCUGAGCCGCCUGCCAUCCCACAGCGGGAUGGGGAUGGGCCCAACAUCAAGGAUAUGAACAUGGACACUGAGAAGUCAGGCUCUGAGCUCUUUGACCCCAGCAGCUCUCCUGGAGAAUGGCUGAGUGAGCCAGACUGGACCCUGGAAGGCGUCAGGGGGCCACGGGCUCAAGGGCUCCCACCUCGGCACCCCCACCCACGUGGUCUGCCCCGGGCCCCCAGCUUUCUGCAGCACGUUGGUGGGCACCACUGA